Molecule: messenger RNA, 2960 nt
Organism: Aureobasidium subglaciale EXF-2481
Lineage: Eukaryota; Fungi; Ascomycota; Dothideomycetes; Dothideales; Saccotheciaceae
Exons: 2
Coding region: 285-2543 (752 amino acids)
Source: RefSeq, a predicted model, not a curated record
CACUCUUGCCGAACACUAGUACUAUCUCCCGCCCCGUAUAAGCCCCUCUCAUACCAUCGCUCUAAGCCGCUUCAUUCGGAUAUGUACGACGACUGGCUGGGCGUGAGGGAUACGUACCACCCUUGACAUGGUAGAAUGCUGACAAGCAGAUACGAAACUCCGAGAAAUCCUUCACGUAGUGGAUAUACCAUGAAUAUAAAGAGCAGAUCAUGUCUGCCCCAGAUUGAUCCGCAGCAGAUCAUUUCUACUCCUUCUUUCUUAUUCUGUACAACUUGAGCAUCAUUAUGAAGUCUGGCUUCGCUCUGGCGGCUCUUGCCUUUGGUGGCAUGAGCCUUGGCCAAACAAGCUCUGCCGUCGAGGUUGACGGCGCUACUACGACACUGGUCAGCAACAUUGACCCUUCAGAUAUCGCAGCUCUUCCUGAACCAUCGAUCCUUGGACCUCCAAUUGGUGUUGUCGAUGCUGUAUCUUCAGCUACAUAUGAUGCGGCUGAAGCGACCGCCGCAGUUCUCGCCUUAGUUGAAGCAGCCACCGAUGCUCAGACCGCCGUCAUGGUUGCUGAAACAAGUGCUAUUGCCCCGACGAAGACACCCGUCGCUGAUGCUACCAUCGAAAAGCGCUCGUACAUUGGUGGCCUCUCUGGCAACGUUCAGCGUCGCGAUACGAGCUAUCCCAUCGAUACCUCAAAAUUUAAUGUUCCCUCUGGGUAUACUCCAGCAUUUAUCAGCUUGCAGGGCUCCACCCAGGCCAAUGGCUACUUGACUUAUAAGACAUUGUCUACUUAUGAUCCUAAGCAAUGUACAGCUGCUUGUGAUAAGAUUAGUUCAUGUCAAUUUGCCAACAUCUACUACGAGAAGGAUCCUGACAGCAAGAACAACCCUGUCGAUGUCAUCAAAUGCUCUCUCUACAGCAUGCCCCAGACUGCCUCCACUGCAACUAACAAAGGACAAUGGCGUGGCUCUUUCCAUGUCUUGGUCACUGGUAGCAACGGAUACAACAAAGCUGCCAAGCCCACUGCUCCUUCUGGCUACUCUCUUGACACUCUUCCAGGCGCUGUCAAUGCACCAGUCUAUGACAGUGCCGGUCAAUGGAGAUUCAUCCAGCCUGUCUACCUCAACUCUUAUGAUCCUGCUCUUUGCGCUGCUGCGUGUGACAAGCAGACUGCGUGGGACAAGUCUCAAGCUCCUGAUGAUUGCAACUACAAGACUUGCGUCUACGCCAACAUGUAUAUUCUAUCCAUGGAUGGAGUGCCAAAGACAGUUGUUUGUGCACUUUACACCGAAGCCACUGACGCGAGCUAUGCCACCAACUUUGGAUACUCGACCGACUCGGAUUCCUACCAGGUUUCCAACUCGAUUGCUUUGACCAACACCACUGCGGUAAAGGCCGGCUAUCCGAAGCUCUGCGCAGCUCUUCCUGGCGAUAUCGAUUACCUGAGCAGCGUUGGCUCUGAGUUCUGCACAAGCUACCUUGGAUACGUGCCCCCAACCGCGACUGCUGUAGCAACUGUAACUCCUGGCGCAACGACAGUCUUUGCAACCGCGACUGAGGAGGUCACCGUCACUUCUGUAUACUCCACAGAGACUGUCCAGGUCACGGGAGCCCCUCAGAAUAAUAAGCGUCAAGAAAGUGUGAACAUUAUCACUACCACGGUCGAGCUACCAUUCAUCACCGUUAGCGACAACGAGACCAUGAUCGACUACAUGACCAGCGUUUUGACAGUCAAUGCUGCUUCUACUGCUGGUGCUAGUAUCACACCUGCGGCAGUCGAUCCCGCAGCAUCAAUUGCAGCCCUCGCAAAGCGUAGUGCUAUCCCCACUCCCUCUUCCAUCGUCGGCUGGCCAUCCCAGAAGAUCUCGUCUGCUUGCUCUCAGAUCGCCACCGGCACCAUCACGGUCACGCAAACCGCCACAGCCUCCGGCUCUGUCGUGACAGCCACGGACGCCACAGUAGGCGCAACAACAGUAACCUCCAUCGUCUCCACUAUCACCAUCACCGUAGGCGACAGUGCAAGCUCCACCACCAGCGAGACUUCCUCUCCUACUUCCGCGCCCGUAUGUCCCAAGACUUCUGGCUCUCAAGGCCAACUAAGUCUCGGUGGCUAUUCUCUAGGCUUCCCCACUCCUAUCGACUUUAACCACGAUCCCAUCCUCUGGACCUCCCUCGGCUCUUUCGGCGACGAAUUCAUCUACGACACCACAGGCUCCUUCCUCUACCACCUCGACACUGGUUACUGUCUCGCCCUCGGCGCCGCCACAGCCUCCAAGACCCCAAAAUACAAGGAUAGCCCUUUGACUUUGAGUGAAUGUUCUUGCUCCACCAGUGGCUCAGAGACGCAAAGUUUCGUCUUCAAAACGUACAACGUUGGCAAGGGAAAGAACAAGACUACAAAGAGUUGUCUUGCGGCUCAAGGUGAUUACGCGAGUGGGAAGGGACCUUAUUUCCCUAAAUUGACGGAUUUGGGUGAUGACGAGUAUCCUUUCUCUGCUACUUAUGCGGGGACCAAGUUGGAUGCUUGCAUUACUUUUGAGGUGGAUGCUUAAAGUAAGACGUGUUAUAGGAUAUUAGGGUUGAAUACAUAAGAGUGUUUCUCUGUUCUUGUUCUUGUUUGCUGGGAGGAUCAUUUGUUUUUAGCAUGAAUAUAAAUUGCAUGGUUCUGUCAUAGAUUCGAGUCGUUUCAAGAUGUCUUUUUGUGCGAAUGCCAUGGGGCUGGUUCUGAAUUAAACCUUGAGACGUAGCCAUAACAUGGACUCAUGAUUUCAGUCAUGCUUGUACUCUGAUAGUCUCGUGCUCUUGCGCAGAUCAAGGCAGUCCAAGAAGGUGUUCAUAGAGCAGCGCACGUGAAUUUGUCGCAGAAGCAAAUAGAAGCACUGUCUGAGUAUUCGCCAUGACCCGUUUGCAUAUCCCUAAUCACAACAAUCUAUCUACAUCUCCCAAAGCUGGUGUACAUCCUUGUUGUA